Molecule: messenger RNA, 702 nt
Organism: Paramecium tetraurelia
Lineage: Eukaryota; Ciliophora; Oligohymenophorea; Peniculida; Parameciidae
Exons: 5
Source: RefSeq, a predicted model, not a curated record
AUGAGUUAUCAAAAUCAUUCUUAAAAGUUUCCAUUUGAUAAUUCACUUCAAUAAGGGUAGCCUCAAGCACCCACGUUUUAGUAAGUUUACCACUCUCAACAACAUUAAAUGUGUGGAUUCGAAUAAUAGCAAUUCCCAUCCUUGAAUCAGAAUGGAUAUGGCUAUUAUGUAUCGCCUCAAAGUAAUAUAGUUAUUGUAUGUUCAGUGCCAUAAUAUUACAUUCCUCCUUAACCACCAACACCUCUUGAUAGUAUAAGCAGUAAUAGUAUUAGUUUGAAUGAGGAGGGAACAAAAAAGAAGAAGGCGAGUAAGUCAGAUAAAUCAAAGAAGGACAAAAGGAAGAAAAGAAAGAGAGGUUUUAUUGUUGUUCUUAUUAUUGAAAGGCAGUAAUAGUAGUUCUUCUUCUACAGUAGCAGGAGCCAUAGUAAACAAAAGAGAAAACAUUUUACCUUUUUGCAUAGUGAGGAUAAUUGGAAAUGCAAGUAUUGUUAUAAUAUCAAUUUCCGUCAUCGUUCAGAAUGUAACAGAUGUAAGAAGAGUAGAGAAUAUGCUGCAAAAAAUGAAAAAACCAAGAGGUAUGUUCCAAAUCCAGAUGAUUGGAAAUGUUACAGUUGUGGCAAUUUCAAUUUUGCUCGAAGAAGGAUGUGCAAUAGAUGUAAAAAAGACAAGUCAUCAGCCUCAAUACCAUAAUAUUCCGAUUGA